Molecule: messenger RNA, 1848 nt
Organism: Mauremys reevesii (Reeves's turtle)
Lineage: Eukaryota; Metazoa; Chordata; Testudines; Geoemydidae
Gene: RBP4
Product: retinol binding protein 4
Exons: 6
Coding region: 164-766 (200 amino acids)
Biological process (GO): retinol transport
Molecular function (GO): retinol transmembrane transporter activity; retinol binding
Source: RefSeq, a predicted model, not a curated record
AGUCUUUCGCCCCGCGAAGUUACGAAAGAGCAGAUUCCCACCCCCACGCCGGAGCUGUAUAAAGCGCUCCCAGCCCUGCGCCCUCCGGUCGCCUCCUCUCCCCUGUGCGAGCGCUCGGGCUACAGACCGGCUGACUGCGGGGAUCUGCGCUGCUCUGAGUAGGAUGGCUCAGGCGGGGAGAUUCCUGGCCUGGCUGCUGCUGGUGGCCCUGGGCCUGCUGGGUGGUGGAUGCCGAGCGGAGCGGGACUGCAGAGUGAGCAACUUCAGAGUCCAAGAGAACUUCGACAAGGCUCGUUAUACUGGCACCUGGUACGCCAUGGCCAAAAAAGACCCCGAGGGGCUGUUCCUGCAGGACAAUGUGGUAGCCCAGUUCACCAUAGAUGAGAAUGGACAAAUGAGCGCCACCGCCAAAGGCAGAGUCCGGCUGUUUAAUGAGUGGGAUGUUUGCGCUGACAUGAUUGGCUCCUUCACUGACACUGAGGAUCCUGCCAAGUUCAAGAUGAAGUACUGGGGCGUAGCCUCUUUUCUCCAGAAGGGAAAUGAUGAUCACUGGGUGAUCGACACAGAUUAUGACACUUAUGCACUUCAUUAUUCCUGCCGCCAACUAAAUGACGAUGGCACCUGUGCUGAUAGUUACUCCUUUGUGUUCUCCCGGGACCCGAAGGGAUUGCCACCCGAGGCACAGAGAAUUGUCAGGCAAAGGCAGGUCGACCUCUGCUUGGACAGAAAAUACAGAGUUAUUGUCCAUAAUGGAUUCUGCCCUUAAGGAAUUUUGAAACUAUGGAAGCAAAUCAUGUAACAUCAAUAUGGAUGUAAAGUUUACAAUUUGACUGUUUUGUUGUAGACCUUUAAAGCAGCUUCAUUCAAACUUAAAAUAUAUUUAUCUGAGCUCUGUAGCUCACCCUGUCAAUAAACCAAUGAAACUUUUAAUAAACAUGGAUAACAGGGAAUGCAUAUUGUGUAAAUAUAAAAAGGUGAUUGUUUUAUUGGCAAAAAUAUUAUUUUACUGCAAUGUUUAGAAAUAGGAAUCCAGAUGGCGGUACUUAAGUAUGUAAUCUUUUGUUUUUUUCUUAUUGGUUUUUGACUUUGUCUAGUAACCUUGCAGGCAAAUAUUUUUUUAAAAUCCCUAAUAUCUAAUUUUAAAAUGCCUUAAGUCCUCUUGACUUAUUGCGGCUUCUUUAUUGGACUCACUAGAAAGCAAAAUAGUAUUUAAAUACAAAAGGAAGUUCAUUGAUCACAUCACAGAAUAGCUUUAUUUUAUUACAUUCAUACUUGACUCAAGAUGUGUAAAAAUGCACCAUUUGUAAUGAGCCUGUUUUUACACUUUUAAGAAAAAUAAACAUUUCUAUCUACUGUAACAUUGCUGAAUCCAGCAAAAUGGUGCCAGAGAUUGACUAGUUCUAAGGACCAAAUUUUCAAAUGUAAGACAUACCAGCAAAAAUGAUCAUGCACUCAUUGAAACAGCAAAAACCACAUCUGCCUACUCAGAUUGGCAUUUUAUGCAUAAAGGUAGUUUGCACAAAAGUAUGUUCAGGCAGCCAGUCACCUAAUUUAUACAUGCAAAUGCCUUUUUUUAUUUUAUGGGCUUAGUGAUUGCAUGAAAAUUUUUGAGGGUGCACUUUUUACACCCAUUUUUUAAAAGUUGGUUUCUAUUCUUACUGGCAAAUGGAUAGUAAAACUGGGGCAUAUCCUCAGUAAAUUGUCUUGGCUCCACUGUAGUCAGUGGACAACUUACACCAUCUGAAAAUCUGCCCCCCUGGAGUCCACUUCUUCUCUGAAGUUACAUUGUUUUACAUUACUGUGCCUCCACCAAUGCCAGUGAAGUUACUCCUGAUUACAUCACUGUGA